AUGGAUACAAUUAUCACUAAAUCUCUUUCUGAAAAACUCAUCAUUGAUAUCGUUUCUCCCCCUCCAAAAGAUCUCAAAUCAGAUAAAAAUAUAUCAAAAAGAGCAAUAUUCAAGAGACCUUUUUUGGAUGAUUUUUUAAGAUUUUGCUUCCAAAGAUUUGAAGUUGCGAUUUGGUCAUCAAGAAUAAGGACAAAAGCUUGUGAGGUGUUGCAAAGAGAAGAAGACCUAAAUGAGGUUGUCUAG
Molecule: messenger RNA, 243 nt
Organism: Lactuca virosa
Lineage: Eukaryota; Viridiplantae; Streptophyta; Magnoliopsida; Asterales; Asteraceae
Source: the annotation of a GenBank genome assembly